This is a messenger RNA of Dendrobium catenatum, 396 nucleotides long. Lineage: Eukaryota; Viridiplantae; Streptophyta; Magnoliopsida; Asparagales; Orchidaceae. The record is from the annotation of a RefSeq genome assembly.
AUGGGUAGGGACAUUAUUGCCGAUAUAAUAACUUCUAUAAGAAAUGCUGACAUAGAUCAAAAGGGAAGAGUUCAAAUAGUAUCUACUAAUAUCACUAAAAACAUUGUGAAAAUACUUUUACGAGAAGGUUUUAUUGAGAACGUUCGAAAACAUCAAGAAAGUAAAAAAGAUUUCUUGGUUUUAACCUUACGACAUAGAAAGACUAGGAAAGGUAAUAAAAUUAUUUUAAAGCGUAUAAGCCGACCCGGUCUACGAAUCUAUUCCAACUAUCAACGAAUUCCUAAGAUUUUAGGUGGAAUGGGAAUUGUAAUUCUUUCUACUUCUCGAGGUAUAAUGACAGAUCGAGAAGCUCGACUAGAAAAAAUUGGAGGAGAAAUUUUGUGUUAUAUAUGGUGA